AUGGAACAAGGGUGGACAUAUUCCGUGGAUAAUGCGUUGCACUACUUCAAUGUUUCGCGCACGCAAGGCUUGUCUUCGGAAGCGGCAAAAGCUAAGCUAGCAAAAUAUGGUCCUAACGAGCUGAAGGAAGAAGAACCCACUCCUUUGUGGCGCCUAGUGCUCGAGCAGUUCCAAGACCAGCUGGUAAUUAUUCUUCUUGUUUCUGCUUUUGUGUCUCUAGUGUUGGCGCUCGCUGAAAACGAAGGGAGUCUGCUAAAUGCGCUUGUGGAACCUAGUGUCAUUUUCCUGAUCCUAAUUGCCAAUGCCACCGUCGGCGUGUUACAGGAGCGCAAUGCUGACCAAUCCAUUCAGGCACUGCGUGCAUAUUCCCCAGAACAGGCGUUUGUUAUUCGCGAUGGAAAGACGUGUCACAUGGAUGCUCGAGACAUUGUACCUGGCGAUAUCGUGAUUGUGUCGGCCGGUGACCGCGUACCCGCUGAUUGUCGUGUAAUUGAGCUUCGCUCAUCUGUACUCCAAGUGGAUCAAGCUAUUCUCACAGGUGAAUCCGAAAGUGUUUACAAAACUUCGAACAAAGUCGAAGAUGAGAAAGCUGUUAAACAAGACAUGACAAACAUGCUGUUUUGUGGUACGACAAUUGUGAAUGGAGCAUGUUUGGCGCUUGUGUGUCUUACCGGAGAGCAAACGGCUAUCGGAGACAUCCACGCAGAAAUUGGUGAGCAUGAAGAUGCCAAGACACCGCUUCAAGAACGUCUGGACGAAUUUGGUGAUUUGCUUGCUAAGGCUAUUAUGGUGAUUUGUGUAUUGGUUUGGGUCGUGAACAUUCGCCACUUUGGUGAUCCUUCUCACCAUGGCUGGCUGAAUGGUGCAAUCUACUACUUUAAAAUUGCGGUGGCAUUGGCUGUGGCAGCCAUUCCGGAAGGACUCGCUGCAGUCAUCACCGCCUGCCUUGCUCUUGGCACGCAAAAAAUGGCGCGGAAAAAUGCCAUUGUUCGUCAUCUACCAAGCGUCGAGACACUUGGGUCAACCAGUGUUAUUUGCUCCGACAAAACGGGUACACUCACAACCAACGAAAUGAGUGUAACCGCGAUGUAUUUGGUGGGUGACAAUACAGAGUAUCAGGUCACGGGCACAACAUUUGCACCAGAGGGAUCGAUCAUGCUUGAUGGCAACGCAAUGACUGGAUUAAGCCGCCCUGGCAAUGCGGUCCAAGCUUUAGCUGAAACUUGUGCCGUCUGCAACGACGCUACAAUCGUUGUUGACUCGAACGGUCGGCACAAGGCUAUUGGUCAGGCUACCGAAGCGGCAUUGCGUGUGCUUGUGGAAAAAAUAGGUUAUCAUGACCAUGUCCAACAAGCACAUGUGUCGAGCCUCCAGCCAGCGCUUCGAGUCAGUGCAGUAAGUGAUUUGUAUGCUAAGUCGCUUACUCGCCUUGCGACCCUGGACUUUACGCGAGAUCGUAAAAUGAUGUCUACGUUUGUUCGUCGUUCAGCAAAUAAACUUCGCUUACUUGUAAAAGGUGCCCCUGAGUCAGUGUUGCUUUGUUCCACGCAUGUAUACUUGAACGAAAACGAGCGCAUACCUUUAACGGAUGACAUGCGAGUAAGCCUCCAACAGAAACUCGAUGCAUACGGUAAUGAUGGUCUACGUGUAUUAGCUGUGGCUGUGCGUGACGACAUGUCGCUUCCAGACUUGUUUUCACCCCUAGACCCGUCGAAGUACGCUGAAUAUGAACAUGACUUGUCGCUUGUUGGCUUUGUCGGAAUGCGUGAUCCUCCGCGCUCCGAAGUAGCGCAAGCAAUCCGAUCGUGUAUGGAUGCUGGUGUGCGAGUCGUUAUGAUUACAGGUGACAAUCAGCGAACCGCGGAAGCUAUUUGUCGUCAAGUUGGUCUGUUUGGUCCCACAGAGGACAUUGGUGAUCGCUCGUACACAGGUCGUGAAUUUGAUGCCAUGACGCCUGAAGAGAUGUUGUCCAUGUCACGUCGCGUGGUGGUUCUUUCGCGUACGGAACCAUCGCACAAAAGUCGAUUGGUCGACUUGCUGCAGAAGAGCAAUGAAGUGGUAGCCAUGACAGGUGACGGUGUGAACGAUGCACCUGCUCUCAAACGAGCUGAUAUCGGCGUGGCUAUGGGCACAGGUACGGACGUGGCAAGGCUGGCAGCUGAUAUGGUGCUGUCAGACAACAACUUUGCCACAAUUGUGUCGGCGAUUGAGCAGGGACGAAGCAUAUUCAACAACACAUCAUCAUUUAUUCGUUAUCUGAUUUCGUCUAAUAUUGGUGAGGUUGUGAGCAUUUUCCUUACUGUUCUUCUGGGCAUGCCUGAAGGUCUGAUUCCAGUGCAGCUACUGUGGGUCAACCUCGUAACUGAUGGACUACCAGCUACCGCGCUGGGCUUUAAUCCGCCCGAUGGCGCGGUGAUGCAUGUGCCGCCCCGCAAGCGAAAUGACUCACUCGUUUCGCAAUGGAUGCUUGUGCGCUAUAUGAUUAUUGGCGUCUAUAUUGGCGUCGCUACUGUAUUGGGCUAUGCAUGGUGGUUUGUGGCCUACAGUGGUGGCCCACAGAUCAGCGUGUACCAACUCACCCAUUUCCACAAAUGUGAGAGUGAGUUUAAUGAGAUUGGGUGUGGUAUAUUUACAGGGGUCGAGGCUCAACAUGGAUCAACAAUGAGUCUUAGUAUCCUUGUCACAAUUGAAAUGUUGAACGCAUUGAAUGCACUGUCUGACAUGGAUAGUCUGCUGUUCCACACUCCAUUCAAGAAUUUGUGGCUUAUCGGAGCAAUUAUGCUUUCGAUGGCUCUUCACAUGGUAAUCCUGUAUGUGCCGACUUUUCAAACCAUAUUCUCUGUUGUACCUUUAGGCUGGAAUGAAUGGAUGGGAGUUCUCGCACUGUCUGUGCCCGUUUUGGUCAUCGACGAAGCAUUCAAGUGGGCAGCGCGUGGCUGGCUGCCCAAGAGCAAAAAAACCGCAUAG
Malassezia restricta is the source of this 2967-nucleotide messenger RNA. RefSeq names its product Ca2+ transporting ATPase, sarcoplasmic/endoplasmic reticulum. NCBI's taxonomy places the organism in Eukaryota, Fungi, Basidiomycota, Malasseziomycetes, Malasseziales, Malasseziaceae. The coding region runs from base 1 to 2967 and encodes 988 amino acids. Gene Ontology annotation, molecular function: P-type calcium transporter activity; ATP hydrolysis activity; ATP binding. The record is from RefSeq and is a predicted model, not a curated record. The transcript is spliced from 2 exons. Gene Ontology annotation, biological process: intracellular calcium ion homeostasis; calcium ion transmembrane transport. Gene Ontology annotation, cellular component: membrane.